UGAAAAAAAAAAUCCCGAAAUUUUAUAACUAUAAAUAGAAUUGCAGAAAUUGACCAAGGACGAUGAUGGCAUUGCUUUAGGAGCUCCAAUAAGUUAGAGAAAUUUGGCGACUUCUUUGAGGCAUGGCUACAGAUACGAAGUCAUUUUUGACGCCGACGCAGAGGUACGCGGCGGGAGCAUUGUUUGCCAUCGCUCUCCACCAGGCUCAGAUCCAUCAGACUCGUCCUCUGGGGCUUCCCACCGAGGAUGAUGACCCUUCCUCUGAGGAGCGAACAAGUAGCAGUAGCAGUAGCGACUCCGUCUCUGAAGAUCCCGAGCUUUGGGUCCACGAAAACUCGGGUCUGCUCCGACCCGUUUUAAGAUUUCUAGAUAUUGACUCUUCAGCAUGGCUUGGGCUUGAAGAAACUGCUGGGGUUUCCCCAGCCAAAAAUCAUGUGGGACCUUUCUUGAGGUUACUUGCUGAAGAAAGUGGGGAGGGUUCAUCUGAAAGAUUGGAUCAGGAGGUUCUGUCUAAAGCUGUUGAUACUAUGGCACUUGGCAUGGAAACAAAUUCUGAGUCUUCCAUGGUUAAAAAAGAGAAGCAUCGUGAAUAUGAACUUGAAUAUCGUGAGAAAUAUUCCACUGUUGAGGUGCCAUCAAAUUCUGUAGUGGCAAACGAACAGACAGAGAUUCUACAGGAGAGCAAUACUAAUGGGCUUCGUGGGAAUGAAAACCGUCAUGUGGUGGGUGAUAGUUUGGAUGAGAAACCUGCUGAAGAGGUUGGGAUGCUUAGUUAUCAGAAGAAACUGACGGUUCUUUAUGAGCUUCUUUCAGCUUGUCUUGCAGCUGCAGAUACUCGCGAAGAUAACAAAAAAUAUAACCGACGAAGAAAAGGCUAUGAUGCUCGGCAUCGUGUGGCUUUACGGUUACUGGCAACUUGGUUUGACGUUGAGUGGAUAAAAAUGGAAGCCAUUGAGAUGAUGGUUGCUUAUUCUGCAAUGGCUUUAGCAAAAGAGAAAGAAGCAAAAGAAGAAGAAUCCCAAUCAUCAGAACACAAAUGGGCAAAAUGGAAGCGCCGUGGUAUCAUUGGUGCUGCUGCAAUAACUGGAGGAACGUUGAUGGCCAUUACUGGUGGGUUAGCUGCUCCAGCAAUUGCUGCAGGAUUUGGUGCCCUAGCUCCAACAUUAGGCACUUUAAUCCCUGUGAUUGGAGCAAGUGGGUUUGCUGCAGCUGCAAGUGCAGCUGGAACUGUUGCAGGUUCUGUUGCUGUUGCUGCAUCAUUUGGAGCUGCUGGAGCUGGACUUACAGGUACUAAAAUGGCUAGGAGAAUUGGAAGCGUUGAUGAAUUUGAAUUUAAAGCUAUUGGAGACUACCACAACCAGGGCCGACUAGCAGUUGAGAUUUUGAUCUCUGGAUUCAUUUUUGAUAAGGAAGAUUUUGUAAGGCCUUGGGAAGGACGAAUUGACAACAUGGAAAGGUUUGUGCUGCAGUGGGAGUCCAAGAAUCUGAUUGCAGUGAGCACCAUAAUUCAGGAUUGGCUAACUUCAAAAAUUGCCAUGGAGUUAAUGAGGCAAGGUGCAAUGAUGACAGUUUUAAGCGCACUUUUAACAGCAUUGGCAUGGCCAGCAGCAUUACUUGCAGCUACUGACUUUAUAGACAGCUCAUGGACAAUUGCUGUGGACAGAACGGAUAAAGCAGGAAAGCUGCUAGCUGAAGUUUUGUUGAAAGGUUACCAAGGUAACAGGCCUGUGACACUCAUUGGUUACUCACUUGGAGCACGAGUGAUUUUCAAGUGUCUUCAGGUCUUGUCUGAGACUGAACAAAAUGCUGAGCUUGUAGAAAGAGUUGUUCUUCUUGGAGCACCCAUUUCAAUUAAAGGCGAGAACUGGGAAGCUGCAAGAAAGAUGGUGGCUGGAAGGUUUAUAAAUGCUUACUCUUCUAACGAUUGGAUGCUUGGAGUUGCUUUCCGUGCAAGUUUACUUACACAAGGAUUAGCUGGAAUUCAACCAGUUGGUUCGCAGGGGAUUGAGAAUGUUAACGUAACAGAUUUGAUCCAAGGUCAUUCUUCCUAUCUAUGGGCUACUCAGCAGAUUUUGGACCGACUUGAACUUGAAGUUUACUAUCCCGUUUUCAAGAGCAGUCGCCACCAACAAUAAUACUUGUCAAGUUUUGCUUCUUCAAAAUUUCAUGUCCUGUGAUUCCGUUUAGGUAAAAAAUUGCUGUGUUCUUUCCAUAUCUUCAUUGAAAUUCGAAUUUGAACUCAAUAAACGGGUCAGGCAUGUUAGUGCUGCUGAUUCUCUAGCGUCUUUUUUCCUUUAUAUUUCUUCUGUGUAUAUUACAAUAUAACGGUUUCUUGAAGAAGGGUGAACCUUAUUCUGCCUCCAUAUUUCACCUUGAUUAAUUUAAUAUUCCUUUUUUUUUUCCUUCUCUUUUUCCAUUUAUUUGAGAGUUAAAAACGAUGUCGGAUUGAACAAUAGGAGCGGAGAAGAGGAGAAUCAAAAUCUAAAAAUGAAAUUAAAAGAGGAAACGGAAAUCCAAAAGCAAAAUCAUGCAGAGGGAUUCCUUAUUACUGUUCCACUCUCACAUCCCACCGUUGCACCAGAAAAUCGAAAAUCGAUACAAUUAAUUGUUGCAUUUAAGGUGAGAAA
Messenger RNA from Durio zibethinus, 2627 nucleotides. Its product is annotated as transmembrane and coiled-coil domain-containing protein STS1-like. The record is from RefSeq and is a predicted model, not a curated record. NCBI's taxonomy places the organism in Eukaryota, Viridiplantae, Streptophyta, Magnoliopsida, Malvales, Malvaceae.